Eurypyga helias (sunbittern) is the source of this 736-nucleotide messenger RNA. Its product is annotated as Golgi membrane protein 1-like. Lineage: Eukaryota; Metazoa; Chordata; Aves; Eurypygiformes; Eurypygidae. The transcript has 5 exons. The record is from RefSeq and is a predicted model, not a curated record. The annotation marks the transcript as partial.
GUCACAAUGCAUCAACCAGAUGAAAGAAUUGAAAGAACAAUGUGAAGAAAGGAUAGAUGAGCUUACAAAAAAGGGCAGUGAUGUACCACAAAUCAAAGAGAGCAAGGACUUCUCAGAAGAUUCGAAAAAAAAUAGCCAGGUCGGUAUUCAGCUGUCGGCCUUGAAGCAAACAGAGCUCAGGCCGGCUGACCUGGAGCAGCAGCAGCUCGACGAAGAUGUCCCUAAAGCAGUACCUACAGUCAAAAAGACAGAUCCGCUGCAGGCUAAAGAAAGGGUGACCGAGCUAGCUGACACCAGAAAACAGGAGGCAAAGGCAGAAGAGGAGAAGCUUUCCAGUCAGCUGAAAAACUCGGAGGAUUCACUCAGGGCUGCUGCAGGUCAUAAGGAGAUGCUGCCCGAGUCAGAGAAGGAGCCGAAUCCGCCCGAGGAUGAAAAACAUGUAGCUGGGCAAGAUGCGUUACAGCCGGCAGCAGAGCAGGCUGCCAGCGAGGAGGUCGAAAGGGAGCAGCUCCUAAAUUACGAUGCCAAGCAGGAUGACUCGCCCCCCGGAAAGGCUGAGAAACGGGAACACGAAGUGCUGAAUCAGGGCAAGGAUGUUGAUUACAGUUUAGACGAGAAUGAAGCCGAAUCGGAAACGGACAAGCAAGCAGCACUUGCAGGGAUUGAAAAUGUUCAAAACCCCGAAGAUACGAAUAACCACUUACCUGAGCACGAUGAGGAACGACAAAGGUUGUGA